AAGGGAGCGCAUGAUUGAUAGAAAGAGAUGAACAACAUGCAGCGUGAUACCAUUUAGAUAUUUACUUCUCAAUCAUCUCUCAACAACCUUUUGAAGUGACACAUUACAUUGCCUUUCUUCUUCUUGUCUCUUCAGAUCUGAAUCUCCUCUUUCCUCUCUUUCUCUUUCUCUCCAAUGGCGUAGCCCGUAAGCAAACUCUCUAAUCCCCUCCCCACCAGUAACAAUGAACAGUAAUCUCAGAGAGUCUCUUACCGGUGGGAGGAAUACUCGGGCGACUGCGACCUCACAGUUUCGCAGAGGCAAUUCUCAAAACGGCUUCUCUAGAGAUUCCGAUGAGAAUCUGGAUCUUUUCUCUAAGAUCCGUCGCUCUUUCCCCUUGUCUUCCUCCGACCAUUUACCCGACGUGUCUACAAAACUCGGGAGGCUCUCGAUCGGAUCCAAACCAGCUCCUAAAGGCAAAGGUGGUGAUGAUCUCUUGUCAUCAGCUGAAGUAGGCAAAAAUGAUUAUGACUGGCUUCUUACUCCUCCUGGCACACCUCUUGGAAACGAUUCUCAUUCAUCUUUGGCACCUCCUAAGAUUACAUCUUCCGCUAGAGCCAGUUCUGCUUCAAAGACAUCAAGGCUUUCGGUUUCACAGUCAGAGAGUAGUUACCAUCCCUCACGUCCAACUAGAAGUAGCUCACUGACUCGCCCAUCCAUUUCUAACUCAGGCCGUUCGUCAUCUUCCAUCCUGAACACUAGCUCAGCUUCAGUCUCAUCCUACAUCAGACCUUCAUCCCCUAGCUCCCGUUCCUCAUCUUCAGCUAGAACUCCCACUCCCACUCGGACUACUUCCCUAUCACGUGCCUCAACUCCAUCAAGAAUCCGUCCAGUGUCAUCCACUUCAUCUCUGGACAAGGCCAGACCUUCCCUAAGCACAAGACCAUCUACUCCUACUUCAAGAACACAGCAUACAUCGAACUCACCAAACAUAGUUGCUUCUAGACCAAACUCUCGUCCUUCAACCCCUACGCGUCGAAGCCAAUCCACCUCCGCAACAAAUGGUUGUACCGCACCUUCACUGUCUAGGCCAAGCUCUCCUGGACCACCUAGAGUCCGAACCACCACCACCACCACCACACAACAGCCAAUUGUGUUACCGGACUUCUCUCUUGACACACCACCUAAUCUCAGAACAACUCUCCCGGGGAGACCAGUAUCAGCUGGCAGGUCUAGGCCAGCCGCAGCAAAGGCAAGUCCUGAACCCAAAGGUCCCAUCACAAGAAGGAACUCAUCUCAGGUUGUGACGAGAGGAAGACUCAUAGCAGAGACACAAGGAAAAGGCCGUUUGAGUGGUAGUAACGGACAGCAACAUAACGCAGAUGCACCAGAGCCCAGAAGGGUUUCAAACGUUUCAGAUGUAACUUCACGGAGAACUCUGAAGACUUCUUCAACUGUGACGACGGACAAUAAUAACAACGGUCUUGGGAGGUCAUUCUCAAAAAAUUCACUUGAUAUGGCCAUUAAGCACAUGGACAUAAGAAACGGGAAGAGUAACGGUUGCGCACUAUCAAGCACGUCAUUAUUCCCUCAGAGCAUCAGACAAGCCUCGUCCAAGAUCCAGCCAAUCCGUUCAGUGAAUAGCCAAUCGGAUUCUGUCAGCAGCAACAGCGCAGAGAACGGGAAUGAAAGAAACGAGGGAAGAAGACUGAUGGGGAAGUUGAGUGACAGGGACUUGUAUGAGAGCUCAAGGUAUGACGCGUUGUUGCUGAAAGAAGACGUGAAGAACACAAAUUGGUUGCACAGCAUCGACGAUAGGUCGUCCGAACAUGGGCUUAUGUUUGAUAAUGGAGGAUUCGAGCUGCUUCCUGAGCCUUUUGGUCCACUAUAACACACACACACCACAAGUAAACAAUUUCUUUCUAAAGCCACUUCUCUUUUUUUUUUCUACACAAUUUGUUUGCUUGUGGAAAGAGACAGGAUAUAAAGGCUCUAGUGGUUUGUAACUUUGUGGUUCUUGAGUGGGAGGAGACAUCAACUUGUGUCUUCUUUUGGAACUUGUCAUGUAAAGGAUCUUCAUUCUUAAAGGAAAUUAAACAAUUAGAAUGUGAAAGAGGAAAGAAAGGUAUCUCACAUGGCUAACAUGAGUCAAAGACGUAGGAGCUAAGUUAAUAAUGAGUGACAGCAAAGCUCAACCUACAAUGCUAGUAGUUUUUUUCUUCUUCUUCUUUUUCUUUCUAGAAACUGACUUUCAUUGAUGACAUGAAGUAUUAUUUAAGAUAAACUUUCAAUCUUGUUUUCA
Messenger RNA from Raphanus sativus (radish), 2281 nucleotides. RefSeq lists its product as uncharacterized. The coding region runs from base 224 to 1870 and encodes 548 amino acids. Lineage: Eukaryota; Viridiplantae; Streptophyta; Magnoliopsida; Brassicales; Brassicaceae. The record is from RefSeq and is a predicted model, not a curated record. Gene Ontology annotation, cellular component: cortical microtubule. The transcript has 5 exons. Gene Ontology annotation, biological process: cortical microtubule organization.